UAACAUGAUAAAUUAUAGAUAAUUUUCUUUAUAAGUCAGUUGUUUUUCAUAUGAAAAUCUUGUGAAUUCUCUCAUGAUCUAAUCCAACCAUUUGCUGUCACUUAACCUUUUUAGAUCUAAGGCCUGUUCUUUUUCGCUGCACUGCUACACCGGUACAAUAAAUUAAAUUGAGAAAGAUAUAUUUGUCUUUACUCUAACCUGUUGCACCAGUGCAGCAGUGCAGUGAAAAAGAAUGCGCGUGCGUGUGUGUUUGGUUGGUUAAACUUUAGUUAAAUUAAAUCAUGGAACUGGGCCUUAAAUUGUGAACUAAUGAAAUAAUGUAUACUACCAAAAUUUAAGAAUUUACACAGAAAGUACGAACCAAUGCUCGAGAUGCUAGAAUGGCUCAAGCUGUCCGAUUGAGGCGAGUAGGUGCCAUGAGAAAUGUCAGACGUCGUAUGCAAGGAAAUGUUAAUUACCAACCUGAGGAAGACGACGGACGUAAUCAUGACCAAGAUAACAAUGAAGACAGAGAUGAUAAAAUAGAGUUGCCAGAUUAUAAAGUAGGAGCAAAGAAACGAGCAAAAUUAGCGGCUAAAGCUGAAAAGAAAAUUCAAAGAGAAGCAGCUGAACGAGAUAGAGAAGAACGUAAAAAACGAGAGCAACUUUUGCAAGAUGAAAGGAACAAACAGGUUGAGAAGGAACAUGCCGAACAAUUACGAGUCGAAGAAGCAGAAAGGAAAAUUAAAGAAGAAAAAGAGAAACGAGAAUACGAAGAAUAUUUGAAAAUGAAAGAAACUUUUAGUAUAGAGGAGGAAGGUUACGAACAGGAAAAUAAGGAAUGCGAGGAAAAUUUAUUGAAAGAAUUUCUUGCAUAUAUAAAGUUGAACAAAAUACUGGUUUUAGAAGAUCUAGCUGCACAUUUUGGACUAAAAACAGCAAGUGUAGUUGAAAGAGUUCAACAAUUGCAAGCUAAUGGUAAUUUAACUGGUGUAAUUGAUGAUAGAGGAAAAUUUAUUUAUAUAUCGCAAGAAGAACUUCAAGCUGUUACAAAAUUUGUGCAACAACGUGGUCGAGUUAGUAUCACUGAAUUAGCUGAAAAUUCAAAUAAUCUAAUUAAUUUGAUUCCUGCAAAAAGCUGUAGCAUUUCAACUAAUUAGAUAAAUGCUACACUUAAUUUUGGUUGUACAUAUUUCGAUUGUAACUAAACAAGUAUGAUUACUGUAUACAGUGAUAAUAAAAUUUUAAUAGUUUUUACUUUUAUAAUAUGAGUUUAAUGUAAUAUCAAGAGUAAAGUUAUACAUUUUGUAUCACUUCUGUGUAGCUAUUAAUUUUUUUCCACUAACAUCUUCAUUUAUGUACUUAUAUUCCAUUUAAUCGCUUACUUUGUAAUUUUGCUCAACUCUUUUGCCUUUUUUGGAAAAUUAACGGAAGCUAUGAAUGAAAAACAAAAAAAAA
This is a messenger RNA of Monomorium pharaonis (pharaoh ant), 1437 nucleotides long. It is a transcript of the gene Ddrgk1, whose product is annotated as DDRGK domain-containing protein 1. The record is from RefSeq and is a predicted model, not a curated record. Bases 381 to 1139 code for a protein of 252 amino acids. The transcript has 2 exons. Lineage: Eukaryota; Metazoa; Arthropoda; Insecta; Hymenoptera; Formicidae.